UUUUGUAGUUUUCCAUGUUUUUCUCGCACGAAAAAAUGGAAUUAAGCCACUAAACAUUCCAAAAAAUGACUUUUAGCGACCUAAGUUACUGUAAAUCGACUAAUAGAAACAUUGUUAACAUGUAAAAAAUUGUUAAACGCAGUGAUAAACGGCACAAAACGUACUUAAAAGUAAAUUCCUAAGUAAAUUUAGUAGAUGAAAAAAAUUAAAAGAGACGAAAAAUGAAGGAAAUCCCGACAUUCAACAUUUUCCUGUACUUGUUGACGAUUUUGGCGUUCACAUCAUCCGUGGAUUUAGACAACAUUUGUCCCGAGCGGUUUCCUGAGGUCUUUCAAAAGGCAGCUCCGAUCGGGAACAAUUCUGCCGGAAAAAUCACGGGACUGAAUCAAACGACUGUAAAUACGCUCGAUUUGUGCGUCGAAAGUUGCUGCAAGAGCGUCGAAGAGUGCAAUGUUGUAUUUUUUUACAAUAAAACUUGUUACCACGUCAUGUGCCAGACGAACGAAAUUUGUCUCCCGCUGAAACGGAACAACAUUAAGCAGGAUUUAUCGAUGGUGCUCAUCAAGCCAGUCACGGGAAGCGAUCCAUGGGAACUUUCCUUGCGAAAAUUCAAGUUGCAGCAAGAACUGGAGUUGCAAGAGGCCCAAAAUGAGGCGGCUUUGUCGCGAAAACGCAUCAACGACGUGUUAUCGGGCUACGGGCAGUUUGUGGAUCCCGACACGGAACUGCUGGAGCGAAAAUUGAAAGAUAUUUACAAGAAUUACGAGACAAAUUUCCCGGGAGAACUGCAAUAUGGGGAUUUAGAGGGCGAGGAAAGUCGUCGCAUCACGGAAGUCGAUGCUGUGAAGCCGUGCACAAUUGGCGGAAAAAAUAUCUGUUCGCGUUUUGAAGUUUGUCGCCGAUUUCGGGAGGAACAAGGACGCGGAUAUUGCGAAUGUAUUCUCGGAUAUCAGCGAGAUCAAAAUAACCGAUGUGUCAAAGUCAAACAUUUGCUGGGCGAGGCAAUUGCUGAACGACUAAUGAUGAAAAGUGACCUCGACGAAGCCGGAAAUGACGCUGAAAGUAACGUCGAAGACUCGAAAGAGCAAGUUCCGAUCCCGAAUGACAAGAAAAAAAUCCUUACGGUGUCAGUUGCGUCGAAAUUACUGAAGUUGCCGGAAAAUGAGGUGACUUUGGCAGCUUUUGUCAUUCCAAAUGAGAAAACAAGCAACGAUAAGUAUUCCUAUUUGUGGACUUUGAUCUCACAACCGAAGCCAAAUUCGAAUGGAACGAUAGAGGAUGCUUCGACGGAUCAAAUUCGACUCACAAAUCUCUCGGAGGGCACGUAUCAGUUCAAAUGUCAGGUCACGGGAACCUAUUAUUAUGGAGAAGCAUUGGCAAAUGUGACAGUUUUGCCAGCAAAUCGCAUCAAUAAGGCGCCGCAAGUCAUGAUAACGCCUUCUUAUCAAACCGUAAAAUUACCAAAUCAUCGUGGAAUUUUGGAUGGCAGCGGAAGCACUGACGACGGAAAAAUCGAAUCCUACACUUGGGAAAUCAUCUCUGCCCCCAUCGGAUAUCAAUCCACGCAGCUCGCCACGAACAUGUUACAUUCCUCGAUGCUCCAAAUCGACAAUUUAGAGCUCCCUGGCAACUAUACGUUCAAACUAACGGUCGAAGAUAGCGAACAAAAGUCCAAUUCAACCACAGCAACGAUCGAGGUGCUCAAAGAAAUCGAUUACCCACCAAAUGCCAAUGCAGGCACCGACAUAAUUGUCUACUACCCCCAAACAAAUGUCACGUUAAACGGCAGUCUCAGCACCGACGAUCACGAAAUCACGGCAUGGGAAUGGACCAAAGACUCUUCCACGGAUCAAUCGAAGCCUGUUGACAUGACACUCACUCGCAGCCCAUAUUUGCAGCUAUCCAACCUCGAAGUUGGCGUCUAUACGUUCCUGCUAAAAGUCAUGGAUGCCAAAAAUCAAAGCUCGACAUCAAAAGUUCGUGUUUUUGUGAAACCUGCGCUGACGAAUGAACCAAAUGCUGUCACCGGAUCCAACCAAACGAUCAUUUUACCGCAAAAUUGGGCCCUUUUGAAUGGCACCGAGUCAACGGAUGACGUCAAAAUCGAACGUUUCGAGUGGAAACAACUUGCUGGUCCAAGUGAAUCGAAUAUCGUGAACGCAUCCAUGCCUUUUGCCAAUGCCACGGGUCUCAAAGUGGGGCGUUACAUGUUCCAAUUGACCGUUUUUGAUAAUUUGAACAACAAUGCGAGUGCAAUAACGAACGUCACGGUCAAACAGGAGCAAAAUACGCCGCCAAUCGCCAAUGGAGGAGGCGAUCAAACCGUAACUUUACCAAUUUCCGUGGUAAUUUUGAACGGAAGUCGCUCCUCGGACGACUUGGAGAUCACAAAAUGGCUGUGGGAGCGUGACGGAACCUCAUUAGCGAUGGGAACAAUCAUCGGAAAUACCAGCAACGAGCCGGUAUUGAUGCUAACGAACGUCGUUCCCGGCAGAUAUGUCUUCAAACUGACUGUUAGUGACGAACAGGGACUCACAAAUUCCGAUACAGUGUCGAUUUUCGUAAAUCCCGACCCAUUGGCUUUGAAUUUAGUAGAACUGACCCUCACAAUGGAAGCAAAUUUCUUGCGACAAUCGGAAUUGGACUUUAUUUUGCAGAAAGUCAUGUUGUUGCUGGGUGACGACAUCAAAGUUACUGUCCGAGACUUGAAGGUAGACCAAAAAACGGGGAAACUUAUUUGUAUUUUUUAUGCAACGAAGGGCAAUGAACAAAAAUCCAUCAUUAUGCCUGCUAUUGACGUGGAAAGAAUUCUAAAAGAAAAAUUAUUACGUGAUUUUACGAUUAUUGGACCAUCUGUGUUGGAAGUUCGAACAUCUAUUUGUCAAAAUAACUGUUCCGGUCAUGGAGUUUGUAACAGCCAAACGCGCGUUUGCAUGUGCGAUUCCUUUUGGUUGCCGGAUCUUUGGUACUUUUUAGGUGUCGAGGAAGCCAAUUGCAAUUGGUCCAUCUUGUACGUCGUCGUUGGUGUCGCCUUUACCUUCGUUCUGAUAUCCGGAGUCUGUUUUGCCAUCACCUACUUCUGUCGGAGACGUUCUUCCGUUCGAAAAUCAUCUUCUAGGUCACGUCGUGCCCCGCAAAAGUACACGCCGCUCGAUACGCAUGAAGAAGAUACAGCAAAUAAUUACUUGCGAAAUAGCGUUAAUACCUUUUCGGAAGAGUCAGAUGAGUCCGAAUCCGACAUCUUGUUUGAGACCCGAAGUCGCAACGGGAUCCUAAAAUCCAAUGGAGACACGAGUAAAUCCAACGGGAAGUACUCGAUGACCCGUUUGGGACGCAAAAUUAAGACAUAAUGUGAUUUUUUUAGUUUAAUUUUUUUUUUACCACAACACAAUAUUCCAAAGAGAACAAAUUUCUUUAUAAUUUGCCAUUGUCGUACAUUUUACGUUCCUGGUUCGUAGAACAUAAGAAUUUUUAGUCGUAAGGAAGUUUAUAAAAAGGAAAAUAAACAAAAUC
This is a messenger RNA of Culicoides brevitarsis, 3513 nucleotides long. Its product is annotated as dyslexia-associated protein KIAA0319-like protein. The record is from RefSeq and is a predicted model, not a curated record. Gene Ontology annotation, cellular component: cytoplasmic vesicle; membrane. NCBI's taxonomy places the organism in Eukaryota, Metazoa, Arthropoda, Insecta, Diptera, Ceratopogonidae. The transcript has 7 exons. Bases 222 to 3350 code for a protein of 1042 amino acids. Gene Ontology annotation, biological process: neuron migration.